This is a messenger RNA of Zophobas morio, 966 nucleotides long. RefSeq lists its product as uncharacterized. The record is from RefSeq and is a predicted model, not a curated record. The transcript is spliced from 5 exons. Lineage: Eukaryota; Metazoa; Arthropoda; Insecta; Coleoptera; Tenebrionidae. Bases 1 to 966 code for a protein of 321 amino acids.
AUGACGACGAGGAGGAAGAGAACAGAAAGAACAGGGAAAAGAGCGAGAAGAGGGAGCAGAGAGAAAACAGAAAACGUUGCGAAGACAAAGAACACAGAGCACGGAAAUAACAAUGAGAACCAUGCUAAUAGAAGUAACGGAGAGAACACAAGGACAGAAACAGCGGAGAGAGCAAAGGGGACCGAGAAAACUGAGAGGACAGGAAAAACAAAGAGAACGGGAAUGACGGAGAGAGCGGAAAGGACAGAGAGAAUGGAGAAGACAAUGAGAACAGAGAGAGCAGAGAGCACAGAGGUAACAAUGAGAAUAAAUCAAACAAAGAAGACGAAAAGAAUGGAGGAAAUAGAGAGGACACAGAGAAAGGUGAAAACAGAACGGAAGAAAGAGAACAGAGAGAACAGAGAAAAGAAUGACAACAUUUCGAACACAGAAAACAGAGCACAGAAAGGGACGCAGAGAACGGAGAGAAUAAGAAAAAACAGAGAGUGCAAAGAGGACAGAGAGUACAGAAAGCACAGAAAUAAUAAUGACGACAAUACCAAUAGGGAAAACGUACAGAAUAGAGGGAAUAGAAAGAAGAUAAAGAGGAGAGAGAUGACGGUGAGGACAAGGAGAAUAGAGACAAUAAACAGAGAAAUCAGUGAGAACAAAAAGAAGAGAGGAAAGAGGGGCAAAGAGGACAGACAGCACAGAGAGAAUAGAGAAGCCGUUGAGAACAAAGAGGACAGAGAGAACAUAGAAAACGAAGAGAACAGAGAGGAUAAAAAGGACAGAGAGAACAGAGAGAACGGGUUGGCGGUGACACGAAUUGCGGCCGUUUUCUGCUUUUCCGAACGUUACGACUUCCUCCAUAAAUCCGCUCUAAUUGGGGCCGUUUUGACGAAGAUUCGACUCUUGUGCUUACUCAUGCCGGCCCAAGAGUAUUUGUCAAGGACGGUGCGCGUGCUGGAGGCUGUUGAAAAGUAA